Molecule: messenger RNA, 501 nt
Organism: Salvia splendens (bonfire salvia)
Lineage: Eukaryota; Viridiplantae; Streptophyta; Magnoliopsida; Lamiales; Lamiaceae
Product: secreted RxLR effector protein 161-like
Exons: 1
Coding region: 1-501 (166 amino acids)
Source: RefSeq, a predicted model, not a curated record
AUGGUUCAGAAUCACGGUUUACGGAUAGUUGAAGGAGCUGAAACUACUCACCGCACCAGAUACCAGCGUCUAGUUGGGAAACUGGUGUACUUGUCCCAUACUAGACCCGAUAUAGCCUACGCAGUUGGGGUGGUCAGUCAGUUCAUGCAUGCACCUCAAGUAGCUCACUGGGAAGCAGCUCUGAGGAUCGUUCGGUACUUAAAGGGGACAGUAGGUCAUGGAAUUCUGUUUGAGAAUCAUGGACAUCUGGAAAUUCAUGGGUUUACAGAUGCUGACUGGGCAGGAAACCCAAAUGACAGAAUAUCAACAGCUGGUUACUUCACCUUUGUGGGAGGGAACCUUGUCACAUGGCGAAGCAAGAAACAAAAGGUAGUAGCUUUGUCGAGUGCUGAAGCUGAGUUUCGAGGUAUUAAAAGUGGAUUGACGGAGAUUCUAUGGUUGAAGAAAUUGAUGACUGAGUUGGAUUUGAACUCCAAAAAAUUCGUGCAAGUUGUUCUGUGA